AUGGCAUACGCGGAUGACCUGGCCAUUGUGGUGAAAGCCAAAAAGAAGGAAAACCUUAUCAGUAACGGUAAUCUAGCCAUUGAAAAGAUCGUAGACUGGAUGACGCUAAAUGGACUGGAUACAGCACCUCAGAAAACAGAAAACAGAGGACCCAGGAAACGGGAAGAUAUCAAAUUCCAAAUCCAAGACACUACGAUUACACCCAGGAAAUACGUCAAAUACUUAGGAGUAUGGCUUGACGACAAAUACUUAUGGAACGAACAUGUCAGACGUACGUGUGCAAAAGCCGAUAGACAGACGGCAGCACUAACAAAACUACUGCCCAACAUCAGGGGUCCGAAGACUCAAAAAAGACGUCUUCUGUAUGGUGUUGUACAAUCCAUACUCCUGUAUGCGGCUCCAAUCUGGGAACGAGUAACAGCCGUAGAUAAAUACAAAAACAUGCUUCUGGCGACACAGAGAAAUAUGUUACUGAGGGUCGCCUCAGCAUACAGAACAGUCUCCCAGCAGGCUAUAUGUGUCAUCACCAGUAUCCCACCCGUCGAUAUUUUAGUAGAAGAAAAAAGAUGUAAGAUAAAUAACAGGGAAGAGACCACUGCAGGAAUAAAAAAAAAGAAGUGGCAGGAAACUAUACGGGAAUGGUAG
Molecule: messenger RNA, 645 nt
Organism: Leptinotarsa decemlineata (Colorado potato beetle)
Lineage: Eukaryota; Metazoa; Arthropoda; Insecta; Coleoptera; Chrysomelidae
Source: RefSeq, a predicted model, not a curated record